GUGAAGAACUAGGGCUUAAAUUUGCGUAUAAAGAAAGUGGAACAUGGAAACUCUAAGCCGGAAAGAUUCAAUCCGGAUGUUUUUGAAAGGUGGAACAGGGGAGAGAAGGCAACCAAUGUCAUCAUCAUCAAUAAGAGAUGUGAAAAGAGAAGUGCUAUCAAAAGAAGAAGACACAUGUUUCCAUUUCCUGAAUUUGAAAUUGCUUGGAUAGAUAUGUAAAGAAUGUGUUGUGUUUCGGUAAUAGGGGCUUUGUAUAAUUAAACAUUGUUUCUUAAAAAUUAUAGGGGCUUUGUAAACAUUGUUUCUUAAAAAAAGAAGCAAAAUCCACGUGAGCGAGGUUGGCACCACAAAAAAAAAAAGAAAAGAAAACCGUCUCGUAGGCAGGCAAAAGAGAGAGAGAAUCCAGAAUUGAAAAAUCCAUAAAAAAAAAAUGACCACCAUCGUUGCUAAGCUUCUCCGCUUCCACGCCUUGGCUUGAGAAUCGAAUCUCGUUCGUGUUACCUCGCUCCUAUCAAAUAAAAAAUGGCAGCAGCCCUGGGCUCUCCCUCUCUCAUCCCCUCUUCUCUCUACUUCUCCGGCGAUGGUCCCCCGUCCCUCUCUUCGUCGUCGUCGUCUUUAAGUUUCUCAGUAGGCGGUACCAAGAGGAGCUACUUAUCGGUUUCCUCUUCUUCAUCUUCACCUUAUGGAAGAAGGGGAAUCUCUGGGCGGCGUUCGGUAGUGGUGGUGUGUGCUGCUUCGGGAGACUACUACGCUACUCUGGGUGUGCCUAAAUCUGCCAACAUCAAGGAGAUUAAAUCUGCCUAUCGCCGCCUCGCCCGUCAGUAUCAUCCCGAUGUGAACAAGGAACCUGGCGCAACCGACAAGUUCAAGGAAAUCAGUGCUGCCUAUGAGGUGUUAUCAGAUGAUCAAAAGAGAGCACUCUAUGAUCAAUAUGGUGAAGCCGGUCUCAAGACUUCUGUUGGAGGAGGACCUUCCGCUACUUACACGACAAAUCCCUUUGACCUCUUCGAGACAUUCUUUGGUGCGAGUAUGGGCGGAUUUCCCGGGAUGGACCAAGCUGACUUUGGAACAACUACUCGCCGCUCCAGGGUUUCCAAAGGUGAUGAUUUACGGUAUGACAUCACCUUACAACUCUCGGAGGCUAUUUUUGGAUCUGAGAAAGAAUUUGAUCUUACGCAUCUGGAGACAUGCGAAGCUUGUGCUGGCACCGGUGCUAAACCUGGAUCUAAGAUGAGAAUAUGCUCCACUUGUGGUGGCCGGGGUCAAGUUAUGAGAACUGAGCAAACCCCAUUCGGCUUGUUUUCACAGGUUUCUGUAUGUCCAAACUGUGGUGGAGAUGGUGAGAUCAUUUCGGAAAAUUGCCGCAAAUGCUCUGGAGAAGGACGUGUGCGUAUUAAAAAAAGUAUCAAGGUCAAAAUUCCUCCAGGUGUUAGCGCAGGUAGCAUCCUUAGAGUUGCCGGGGAAGGUGAUUCUGGUCCCAGAGGUGGACCUCCAGGAGAUUUGUAUGUAUAUCUUGAUGUUGAAGAUGUCCGUGGAAUUCAAAGGGAUGGCAUAAACCUCUUAUCUACUCUUUCCAUCACUUACCUUGAUGCUAUACUGGGUGCGGUUGUUAAGGUGAAAACAGUAGAAGGAGACACUGAACUGCAGAUACCUCCAGGUACUCAACCUGGUGAUGUGCUGGUCCUGGCAAAGAAAGGAGCACCAAAACUGAAUAGACCAUCUAUCCGCGGUGACCACUUGUUUACAGUCAAAGUUACUAUACCAAAUCAAAUAAGUGCUGGAGAGCGGGAGUUACUGGAGGAACUUGCUUCUCUGAGUGAUACGUCUAGCAACCGGCUGCGAACUCGUGCUAAGCCUCAGCAAUCCACUACUCUAAACAGUGCAACUAUUAGCUCACAAAACAGAACGGAUGAAGUUAGGGAGGAAAGCCAAGAACCGGAGCAAGAAAACGACUUGUGGAAGAACAUCAAAGAUUUUGCAGGAUCGGUCGCAAAUGGAGCCCUGAAAUGGCUGAGAGAUAACCUCUAGAGAUCCAUGUUCAACUAACAUGACCUGCUUUAAAAGAAAGCUCUUUAUUCUUUUUCAGUUUGGUGGAUGUUAAUUACCAAGUCACUAUGAUUUGAUGCGUGAGAAGCGAGCGAUACUGCUCUUACUACCCCACUCCUUUUAUUAGUACAAAUACAACGGGUAUUUCGAGUUAGUUUUGUGUUGGGGGGUCGAGAAAAUUUGUGCGGGAUUUCAAACUUCUCGUAUUAUUUCAUAUACCAAUUUGAAGUUGAAAUCUAAGCAGAUUGGGACAUUUAAUACCAUCUCAAACUUUUGUGCGCAUUCUUUUUC
Messenger RNA from Brassica rapa (field mustard), 2337 nucleotides. RefSeq names its product chaperone protein DnaJ. Lineage: Eukaryota; Viridiplantae; Streptophyta; Magnoliopsida; Brassicales; Brassicaceae. Gene Ontology annotation, molecular function: heat shock protein binding; ATP binding. Gene Ontology annotation, cellular component: cytoplasm; chloroplast thylakoid membrane. The record is from RefSeq and is a predicted model, not a curated record. Gene Ontology annotation, biological process: response to heat; protein refolding.